UGUUAUCUGACCUCGUGAUAUCGCCAGUGACACGGCCUUGUGUCCGCAGUUCACAGCUAUAAGUGUUGAGUUCUGCAUCCCUGUGUAACUGACCACUUCAAUAACUGACCAUGGGUGACACCGGUUGUGUAUGCUACGUGGGCACCAAAAAAGGCAACUAUUCUGAAAUUUUUUAACUUUGGUGUAACAACAAACUGGACCUUCUUCGCGGAUGUGGAUCUGUAGUGUUUGAAGCGCCCUGCAAAUACCCUGAUGUUUGCGUGUAAUACGCCCGACGGCAAGGACUUCCGUGACAAGGGCGCGCAUCAUCUGCGGAUGUUAUCGUUGGUUCAGAUGGUCACAAGCGUGCCCUGCAUUGUCGUCGGCAUUGCUUCAAUGGGUGUCGCUUUGACAAAUCCAAACUACCCUCAAAUAAAUGGAUAUGCUCUCAUCACAGGGAUAUUAGUCCUCGUUGGAAGUAUAUCCGGCCUGAAAGCAACCACCAAUGCCGUCUUGGAGAAGGAUGAACGUCGGGUCAAAAGACACGUUUUGGUGAACUAUGUCAUGAACAUCCUGUGCCUCACCUUUGCCUCGCUGCAAUUCUCGGUCACUGGUUGGGCAAUAGGUGAAUGUAUUUCAACCAAUCCGGACGCCGCUAUCAAAUGUGAGCCGUACACAACUGUCAAUGUCGUCCUUGGUAUUAUCGUUAUCAGUCUGGGAGUAAUUCUCUUCAUCACCUGCCUAAUAGGAACAAUCUUCUUCUGCAUCUACGCUCGUUCGUUUGGAUUCGUAAAUCACUAUGGGACAAUGCAAAAGCAGAUUGACACAUUACGAAAACAGUUAGACGAACAGGAGUCGAACAACCACGUUAAGAAGGCCUACGAAGCAUUUGGGAGCAAGGGCCCUUGAAAACGUCCUUGUGUUGUGACUUUUGUGGUAGUUUUUGACAAAAAUGUGUUAUAUUUACUUGUGAUAUGAUAUCUGCGCACACAUAGUUCAAUAUUAUUUUUACAUGAAUGCGGAUAAGCACUGACUAUGAAAUACUGUAUCUCAUAUUGAAUCGCUAAUUUAUUUUUUCUAACAGCAGGCGUUCUUUCCAAUCUAAAAACGUUACAUUCUAUAUGAAGCGUGUAUGUGUGGCCGAUGUAGUUUUUGUAUAUAUUUGUUUUAAUUUCAUUUUAGGUUUUUACAUAUAUUUAUUACAUAGAACUAGUUGUCAGUUUCAGUCAGCUUUAACAAAGUGUACCUGACCUGUCUUACCUACUAACUGUCCCAUGGCCAGAAGCUUCAUUUGCUGAUUGGCCAAGCUAACACCUAUUGUUAAACUGCAUGCUUUGAUUACACUGCAUACUCUCUCAGCACAUGAACUGACAGAACUGCUAAGACCAGCAAAGCAUAAAGAGAUAAUAUUAAAUCAGGUGAGUUAAAUGGUUAUAAUCUCUAUCUUGUGUUGUAUUGAAAUAAUACAGUAUGUUUAAAGUGUUAUAUGAAGUAAACUAAAUGCAUGUAAUCUAACAUAAAUGUUGAUCAUGUCUAAAUAUUUAAAUCUGCAUAAGAUAAGCUAAACACCCAUACUUUAUCACUUAAAUGUAUUCUAUCACUUCAAUGAAAUAUGUGUGAAAGUGUUUUACUUCAAGAGUGUUUUAAAAAGCUUUGUAAUGUACAGAUUCAGAUGUGAUACAUGCAAAUCAUUGUAAAUGAAAUGUGUGUUUUACUUUGUUCAAUAUAUUUAAUGUUAAAUAGUGUUUUAGUCUAUGUACUGUUUAUUCAGAUCAUCUAUGGUGUUGCCAUACGUGUGGAAGUUGGGAUCCACACCCUUGUAUCACCCACAGGGUAUGCAUUGUGUUAUUUAUAUUUGUCUAAGACUUACGAUGUAAUCUUAUUGUGAUGACAACAUUUAAUGUAAGAUCAUAUCAUUAAUUUCUGUCUUAAAGUAUUGUAUAUGUUUAUGCAGAAUGUGUAAGCGUUAUGUAUAUAUAUUGUGUAUAUAUUAUAGUCAAAUGAAAGUCAAGGAGUUAUCUCCCUUGAAUGUCGGUAUUGUGGAUCAUGUAUAUUAUACUGUAUAUGUUCUAGUAUAAUCGUUUAAGGUUCAGUCUAUCUAGUGUUUGAUGGAUGACUGAUAUAUGUAAAUACUUACUUGUAAUAAGCCUAUGCUGUGUAUCUAGCAGUAAUGGUAAUGUUUCACUUAUUAUUUAUUGUGUAAUUAUGUGUUUCCGGGUGUAUGCUAUCUAGAUCCUUGAUCACACUCAUCGCAUCGCAAUAAAGACCUCAACCCCGUA
Haliotis rufescens (red abalone) is the source of this 2258-nucleotide messenger RNA. RefSeq lists its product as uncharacterized. The transcript is spliced from 5 exons. Lineage: Eukaryota; Metazoa; Mollusca; Gastropoda; Lepetellida; Haliotidae. The coding region runs from base 253 to 888 and encodes 211 amino acids. The record is from RefSeq and is a predicted model, not a curated record.